This is a messenger RNA of Dermatophagoides farinae (American house dust mite), 969 nucleotides long. RefSeq lists its product as uncharacterized. The record is from RefSeq and is a predicted model, not a curated record. NCBI's taxonomy places the organism in Eukaryota, Metazoa, Arthropoda, Arachnida, Sarcoptiformes, Pyroglyphidae.
UUGUAAAUUUGAAAACUUAGAAUGAUUGAUCCGGCAUUAAUUUAUUGUUCCGUUUGUUAUCGAUCAAAAUUGGAACCGGAUAAUCAAAACUUAUCCUAUUAUGUAAGUGCAUGUGCACGAAUUUUAUGUAAUGAUUGUCACCAACAGCAAUUAUUACAAAAUAUCGCCUGUACCAAAUGUUCACGAUCAAAUUGCCAAAAAGAACUAAUUUCCGAUCAAUUAAUUCCAAAUGUUCGGGCAAUUUUCACACCAAACGUAAAUGAACAUUGUCAACAUAAACAAAUUGUUCAAUUUCAACAAACGCAACUCAAAUCGUUUGAACAAUAUCUUCGUCAACAAUUUAUGGAAUUUAGCCGACAAUGGAAUAAUGGUGGACAAAGUAUUGGUCAAUUGAAAGCAAUCGAAGACGAACGAAUAAAACGAUCGAUAGAAUUACAAAAUACCAUCAAUGUUUGCUACCAAAAACGGCAAAAACAACAACAGUUUAGCCAGGUGAGCAAUAAUUAUUACCGGAAUCAUGAAGAAUCGCAGGCAUUGAAGACCCGUCAUCAUCAUCAUCAUCCUACCAAUCAGAAUCAUCAUCAUCAACCGAACAUUUUCGAAACAUCAUUGUUACAAACAUCUUCAUCGAAUUCGAUACCAAUGAAUCGAGCCUUGAAUAUAUCAAGAUCAUCAUCAUCAACAAAUAAGCUCUAUUCCAUGAAGACAGGAACAAAAUCAGGAAUUUCAAGGUUACCAUCAUUAACAUCGCAUAUGCCUAAUCUAAGUGUAGAUCUGAAAUCAAAUUCCAUUCACGAUCGAUUAUAUCGAAAGACAUCACCAUCCAUUUACUCAGCAAUGACUGCAGUGUUUCGUGAUAAAAUGAAUCCAUAUGCAGCUUCUAGACUAUCGAAGCAAUCAUACAGGUGGCCUGAACGCCGAACAUUCGGCAAUAAUAUACAGUCGUUAGCUCAUAUUAAGAAAAAAUAA